Molecule: messenger RNA, 2430 nt
Organism: Syngnathus typhle (broad-nosed pipefish)
Lineage: Eukaryota; Metazoa; Chordata; Actinopteri; Syngnathiformes; Syngnathidae
Gene: drc10
Product: IQ motif containing D
Exons: 5
Coding region: 292-1533 (413 amino acids)
Source: RefSeq, a predicted model, not a curated record
GGCGGUGUUUUUUUACGACAAUUUCAGCAAUUCACGGCAGGCUUCAGCAGAUUCGCAGUACUAUGUUUCCAAAAUAAAAGUAUGGAAUUUGUGUGUACAAUAUGAAACAUCAACAAUACGCAUUUUAUGGGCAUAUGAAUACUGACACGAUUGAUACAUCAGAACAUUUUAAUAAUUCCAGGCUAAAUGAACAUUUUGCUCCAUCAUAUCAUUGGGCCGCCGUUUUCGACCGUAUCCUAGCAACAGUAAACAUGUUUUGCAAGCGACAAGUCAAAUGACAAGUUUGACAACAUGUCUGAAAUUGAGGUGAUAGAGUCAAUAAAUUGGGACAGCGCUGAGCUCUCAUCCACUGGUCUGCAGCAAGAUGAUGAUUGCGAGGCUAAUCUUGAUCAAGAGGAGCCCCAGCAGAGGCUCCUCUCCUCCGAGGCCCAGACCGUCUCAAACAUACUGGAGAACUGUAUCAGUCAAAUCGAGAUAGCAGCAUCUCUAUCUGCCGUCCGCCAAUCGGUCUGCUCGUGUGAUGUUGUCCAAGAGGAGUUCAAUAGGAUCCUUGAGGUGCAUCAGAUGUUAACCAAAAGCCUGGAAACAUCAAAUGACCUCACAGAGCUCAUAGGUGGACCGGCUGGAGAAGAAAGUGCUAGAAGGAAAAGGAAGGCUCUACUCGAGAGAGAGUUCAAGUACUCUGUUCGGGAUUUGCUCAGGUUUUUUCGCACCUACCCCGAUAUCUUUAUGGGUUUGAGACUAGAGGUUGGCAUGGAAGUUGGGGAGACUGAGUACACACUCAUCGUAGGGCUGAAGAAAUUUCAUGUACAUAUGAUAGAGAGGUUGCAGACCACCCCAGAAGAGGAAAUACGGUUAGCUCUUGAGACAGUGUCACCUGACACAGAACUAAUUGUCAAACUAGAACAAACAGCUGCAGCUAUAAUACAAAAAGAUGUUGAGAUUUCCGAGAAGAAAGAUGACAUCGAAACUUUGGAGCGCCUUCUUAAGGAGAACCAGAUAGAAGUAGUCGACUGGAAGCUUUUCGCCAAUGAACAAUGCCAGUCCAUUAUCAAGGCUUCUCAGGAGAAGCAAGCCAGCAUCCAGCAGGAAAUAGACCGACUCAACAUUCGAAUCAACACUUCGACACUUAAAUUCAGAGAAGUGGAGAAAACACUUCAAGAGAUAAAUGAAAAUGUGGAGAUGGAAAUUGAGUACUUGAUCCAAAAGUUUGAUGACGAAAUACAAGAGCAUCAGACUGAUCUGGAGUUAUGUCAGUUGGAUGUUGAGAGGGAGGAAGCGGAACGUGAAAGACUAGAGAAACCUUAUGCUGAUCUGGAGAAGGAGUACGACUACAUCAUGGAAAAGCGUCGGAUUGCAGAUGAGAAACGAGUUGCUGCGCUUAAGCUUAAGGUUGCUCUUUAUUGUCAGUCAUGGUGGAGGGGCUACUGUACUCGCAAAUUCUUGAUCAGUAAUCCCAUCACGCCUCCUAAGAAGGGCAAAAAGGGCAAAGGCAAGGGUAAGGGCAAAGGCAAAGGCAAGAAGAAAAAAUAGACCAAAUUUAAAAGUCCGAAAAAUACACAGUACGCAAUCUUAGAAAUAUCUGGAAUAUUUGUUGGCUUCUUCUUAGUCCUACAGAAUGUUGUCAAAAGAUGAUCACAGAUUUUACACCAGACGCCCUUCCUUACAAAACUCCCUCUUCUUUUUUCAAAGCUAAUCCAGCCACCAUAAAUGUUUCCUAAGAAUCCACAGCUACACUCGUAAAAACUGCUCGGUCAAAAACAACCCAAUUUAGGUUAAAAAUUUAGCCAACUUCCUGGGUCGCUCUAAUUUUUUAUCUAAAUUGGGUUGUUGUUAUUGUUUUUUGUUUUUUUUACUUUGUAUAUUUGGAGAGAGUCAUGCUGGAACAUCAAUUGGACAUGGGUCCACCGGUUGUUGUUUUCUUCAACACAUGAUGGCAGCAUGGGACUGCUCAAUGGUGACAUCCAGCGUUUGCCUCCUGGGAGUCAUGCUCUGCUCCAGAUUCAGUACAGAACCUGAUGUUGACGAAUGUUAAAAUGUAUCUAUCGAAAUUUAACAUCUAAAAAUGUCCGCCUGAUCUUUAUUUGGGCCCAGCUGUCCUCAUGGUGGCUCUCCAUUUGAAGGAGGGUCAAAGAUCACGUCGCAACAGGAGUCAUUCAAAAUGAAUGAAUGCCCUGGGGAAAAGUGAUAUAUUUCGAUUUCUGUUGAGUUAACUUCGUUUCUAUCUCACAAUGUAUCUUUCCUAGGUGAUGUUGGUACAUUUUUCUGAAAAAUUAAGAAUUGAAAAUGUUUUUGAUAUUAAAAACAGUUUUAUGUGACUCCAUCUCCAACAUGUACAGCAAGUCAUUCACUAAGAUCUUAAAACAUGAAUACUGUAUUCACAUUUUAGAUCCAAAUCAAAUAAAGUCCUUUAAUGUUUUGUUCAUGGAA